Messenger RNA from Hippocampus comes (tiger tail seahorse), 6385 nucleotides. RefSeq names its product myosin-7-like. Gene Ontology annotation, biological process: adult heart development; muscle filament sliding; cardiac muscle contraction. Bases 326 to 6151 code for a protein of 1941 amino acids. Gene Ontology annotation, molecular function: ATP binding; actin filament binding; microfilament motor activity. The record is from RefSeq and is a predicted model, not a curated record. Lineage: Eukaryota; Metazoa; Chordata; Actinopteri; Syngnathiformes; Syngnathidae. Gene Ontology annotation, cellular component: myosin II complex; cytoplasm; myosin filament. The transcript has 39 exons.
UCCUGGCGCCGUUCCCAAAAAGUCACAUUAUUUGGGCGUGAGGGCUCCAGACAAACAGGGCGGGAGGGCGGCCAAACAGGAUGAAAGCUGCGCAGAGCCAGGUCACAAGUGAUGAAAGUCACGGAGGCCUGUUUGUGUUUGUGUGUGCGUGUCGUGUAUGUGUUUGGAUGGCGGGGUGGCGGCCUAUUAAGGCUGGCUUGUCGGGGUUUAUAAAUUUGAUCCCUGCAGGUUGCACUGCAGCUUCCUCCUCACCCGGAUCUUCUGAAGUGCUCUUUCUACUCGCGUCGUCUUCAGACCUCUUUGGAGUCAAACGCGCUGCGCAACCAUGGGGGACGCAGAGAUGUCAGCGUACGGCACAGCCGCCCCGUACCUGCGGAAGUCGGAGAAGGAGCGCAUGGAGGCUUCCACUCGUCCCUUCGACAUAAAGAAGGAAUGUUUCGUCCCCGACGCGGUGGAAGAAUUUGUGAAGGCUUCCAUCACAAGUCGAGAUGGGGACAGCGUCACUGUGCAAACGCAAAACGGAAAGACGGUGACCGUCAAAGACUCCCAGAUUCUGCAACAGAACCCUCCAAAAUUUGACAAGAUUGAAGACAUGGCGAUGUUGACUUUUCUCCAUGAGCCGGCUGUGCUGUUUAACCUCAAAGAGCGUUAUGCGGCAUGGAUGAUCUACACCUACUCGGGGCUGUUCUGCGUCACGGUCAAUCCCUACAAGUGGCUGCCGGUCUACAACCAAGAGGUGGUUGUUGCCUACAGGGGAAAGAAGAGGAGCGAAGCUCCUCCCCACAUCUUCUCCAUCUCUGACAACGCCUACCAGUACAUGCUGGCAGAUCGUGAAAGUCAGUCCAUUUUGAUCACCGGAGAAUCUGGUGCCGGAAAGACUGUGAAUACAAAGCGCGUCAUCCAGUAUUUUGCAAGCAUCGCGGCUGGAAGCGUGAAGAAAGAUCCCAAUGCCAAAGACAAGGGGACCCUGGAGGAUCAAAUCAUCCAGGCUAACCCCGCCCUGGAGGCUUUUGGAAAUGCCAAAACGAUUCGGAAUGACAACUCUUCGAGAUUUGGCAAAUUCAUCCGGAUUCACUUUGACACCCGAGGAAAGUUGGCUUCUGCUGAUAUUGAAACAUAUCUUCUGGAAAAAUCUCGAGUCACCUUCCAGCUGAAGGCCGAGCGAGAUUACCACAUCUUUUACCAGAUUCUGUCCAACAAGAAGCCAGAAAUUCUGGAGAUGCUGCUGAUCACAAACAAUCCUUACGACUACGCCUUCAUCUCACAGGGGGAAACACAAGUGGCCUCCAUAGACGAUGCAGACGAACUGAUGGCGACAGAUAACGCAUUUGACGUGUUGGGCUUCACACAAGAGGAAAAGAACUCGGUGUACAAGUUGACGGGCGCCAUCAUGCACUACGGCAACAUGAAGUUUAAACAGAAGCAGCGGGAGGAGCAGGCAGAGGCCGACGGCACCGAAGAUGCUGACAAAGCAGCUUACCUGAUGGGCCUGAACUCUGCUGACCUGGUCAAGGGUCUCUGUCAUCCGAGAGUGAAAGUGGGGAACGAGUGGGUCACCAAGGGACAAAAUGUUGCCCAGGUGUACUAUGCUGUCGGAGCUCUCUCCAAAGCCGUUUAUGAGAAGAUGUUUCUGUGGAUGGUGAUCAGAAUCAACCAGUCAUUGGAGACCAAGCAGCCUCGCCAGUACUUCAUUGGCGUUCUGGAUAUUGCUGGAUUUGAGAUCUUUGAUUUCAACACCUUCGAGCAGCUGUGCAUCAACUUCACCAAUGAAAAACUGCAACAGUUUUUCAACCACCACAUGUUUGUGCUGGAGCAGGAGGAGUACAAGAAGGAGGGCAUCGAAUGGACUUUCAUCGACUUUGGCAUGGACUUGCAGGCCUGCAUUGACCUGAUUGAAAAGCCCAUGGGCAUCAUGUCCAUCCUUGAGGAGGAGUGCAUGUUCCCCAAAGCCAGCGACGCCACCUUUAAAGCGAAGCUCUACGACAACCACUUGGGAAAAUCUGGCAACUUCCAGAAGCCCAGAAUCGUCAAAGGGAAACCGGAGGCCCAUUUUGCCUUGAUGCACUACGCCGGGACUGUUGAUUACAACAUCAACAACUGGCUGGUGAAGAACAAGGAUCCCCUGAACGAGACCGUCGUUGGACUUUACCAGAAGUCGAAUCUCAAACUAUUGUCGAUACUCUUUGCAAAUUACGCUGGAGCAGAUUCAGCUAUGGAAGCUGGUGAAGGCAAGAAGGAGAAGAAGAGAAAGGGUUCAUCUUUCCAGACUGUUUCUGCCCUUCACAGGGAGAAUCUGAACAAGCUGAUGACCAACCUGAGGUCUACUCACCCCCACUUUGUGCGCUGCAUCAUCCCCAACGAGACCAAGACUCCUGGAGCCAUGGAAAACCCGCUGGUGAUGCACCAGCUGCGCUGUAACGGCGUGCUGGAAGGCAUCCGGAUCUGCAGAAAGGGCUUCCCCAACAGGAUCCUCUACGGAGAUUUCAAACAGAGGUAUCGCAUUUUGAAUCCUGCUGCCAUCCCGGAAGGACAGUUCAUUGACAGCAGGAAGGGAGCCGAGAAGCUCCUUGCUUCACUGGAUAUUGAUCACAACCAAUACAAGUUUGGUCAUACGAAGGUGUUCUUUAAAGCCGGAUUGCUCGGCCUACUUGAGGAAAUGAGAGAUGAGCGUCUCUCCAAAAUCAUCACUGCCAUCCAAGCCAGAUCUCGCGGGCUUUUGUCUCGUGUUGAGUACCAGAAGAUGGUGGAGCGCAGGGAUGCCCUCUUAGUGAUCCAGUGGAAUAUCCGUUCGUUCAUGGGGGUGAAAAAUUGGCCCUGGAUGAAGCUGUAUUUCAAGAUCAAACCGCUUUUAAGAUCUGCGGAAGCAGAAAAGGAAAUGGCCAACAUGAAGGAAGAAUUCCUGAAGUUGAAAGAAGCUUACGCCAAGUCUGAGGCGCGAAGAAAGGAAUUGGAGGAGAAAAUGGUUUCUCUUCUCCAAGAGAAGAAUGACCUGCAGCUUCAAGUUCAAGCAGAGCAAGAUAAUCUUUGCGACGCUGAGGAAAGAUGCGAGGGGCUGAUCAAAAACAAAAUCCAAAUGGAAGCAAAAGCCAAAGAGUUAACUGAACGACUGGAGGAUGAGGAGGAGAUGAAUGCUGAACUAACAGCAAAGAAGAGGAAGCUGGAGGACGAGUGCUCUGAGCUGAAGAAGGACAUUGACGACUUGGAGUUAACGCUGGCUAAAGUGGAGAAGGAGAAACACGCCACGGAAAACAAGGUCAAGAACCUGGUCGAAGAAAUGGCAGCUUUGGAGGAAAUCAUCGCCAAGCUGACCAAGGAGAAGAAGGCCUUGCAAGAAGCUCAUCAGCAAACGCUGGAUGACCUUCAGAGUGAAGAAGACAAAGUCAACUCUCUGACCAAGGCCAAGUCAAAACUUGAGCAGCAAGUGGAUGACCUUGAAGGGUCUCUUGAGCAAGAGAAGAAGGUUCGAAUGGACCUUGAGAGAGCAAAGCGGAAGCUAGAGGGAGACUUAAAGUUGACCCAAGAAACUCUUAUGGACCUGGAAAAUGACAAACAGCAGCUGGAUGACCGUUUGAAAAAGAAAGACUUUGAAAUUAGUCAGCUGAACGGGAAAAUUGAAGAUGAGCAAGCCAUAAUAAUGCAGCUGCAGAAGAAGCUGAAAGAGCUGCAGGCCCGCGUCGAGGAGCUGGAGGAAGAGCUGGAGGCAGAGCGAGCCGCCCGGGCCAAGGUGGAAAAGCAGAGAGCGGACUUGGCCAGGGAGCUGGAGGAGAUCAGCGAGAGGCUGGAGGAGGCCGGCGGAGCAACAUCGGCCCAGAUCGAGAUGAACAAGAAGAGGGAGGCCGAGUUCCAGAAACUCCGCAGGGACCUGGAAGAGGCCACCCUGCAGCACGAAGCCACCGCGGCCACGCUGAGAAAGAAACAAGCCGACAGCGUUGCUGACCUGGGGGAGCAGAUUGACAACUUGCAAAGAGUCAAGCAGAAACUGGAGAAGGAGAAGAGCGAACUCAGGCUGGAACUGGACGACGUCGUCUCCAACAUGGAACACGUUGUCAAGUCCAAGGUUUAUUUGGAGAAGACGAACAGAACUUUGGAGGAUCAAAUGAAUGAAUACAGGAAUAAGUGUGACGAACAUCAAAGAUCCCUGAAUGACUUUAGCACACAGAAAGCGAAGCUUCAAGCUGAGAAUGAUGAGUAUUUCAGACAGCUCGAGGAGAAAGAAGCUCUCAUUUCCCAGCUGACAAGAGGAAAGAAUUCUUACAACCAGCAACUGGAAGAUCUGAAACGACAACUGGAGGAAGAAAUAAAGGCCAAGAACGCGUUAGCCCACGCCGUGCAGUCCUCUCGCCACGACUGCGACCUGCUCAGAGAGCAGUACGAGGAGGAGCAGGAGGCCAAGGCCGAACUGCAGCGCGGCAUGUCCAAGGCCAACUCGGAGGUGGCUCAGUGGAGGACCAAGUAUGAAACCGAUGCCAUCCAGAGGACUGAAGAGCUGGAAGAGGCCAAGAAGAAGCUGGCGCAGCGCCUGCAGGAUGCCGAGGAGGCCGUGGAAGCAGUGAAUGCAAAAUGUUCCUCUCUGGAGAAGACCAAACACAGACUGCAGAAUGAGAUCGAAGACCUCAUGGUGGACGUGGAGAGGUCCAACGCCGCUGCCGCUGCUCUGGACAAGAAGCAAAGAAACUUUGACAAGGUGCUGUCCGAGUGGAAACAGAAGUAUGAGGAGUCUCAGUGUGAGCUGGAGGGCUCCCAGAAAGAUGCCCGAAGUUUGAGCACUGAGCUUUUCAAGUUGAAGAAUUCCUACGAAGAGUGCCUCGAUCAACUAGAAACCGUCAAGCGAGAGAACAAGAAUUUACAGGAGGAGAUCUCUGACCUCACUGAGCAACUUAGUGAGGGAGGAAAGGCUAUUCAUGAGCUGGAGAAAAUUCGGAAACAGCUGGAGCAAGAAAAGGGUGAAAUUCAGUCCGGUCUUGAGGAAGCCGAGGCCUCCUUGGAGCAUGAGGAGGGCAAGAUUCUGAGAGCCCAGCUUGAGUUCAACCAGAUCAAGGCGGAGAUGGAGCGCAAGCUGGCCGAGAAGGACGAGGAGAUGGAGCAGUGCAAGAGGAACAUGCAGAGGACCAUUGAAACCCUGCAGAGUUCUCUGGAAGCCGAGUGUCGGAGCAGGAACGAGGCCCUUCGUUUGAAGAAGAAGAUGGAGGGAGACCUCAACGAGAUGGAGAUUCAGCUCAGUCAGGCCAACAGGCAGGCGGCUGAGGCCCAGAAGCAACUCAAAUCUGUUCACGCACAUCUCAAGGACUGCCAACUUCAGCUGGACGACUCCGUCCGUGCCAACGACGAUCUCAAAGAGAACAUCGCCAUUGUGGAGAGACGUAACAGCCUCAUGCAGGCUGAGCUGGAGGAACUGAGGGCCGCUCUCGAGCAAACCGAAAGGAGUCGCAAACUUGCUGAGCAGGAGUUGCUGGAUGUCACGGAGAGGGUGCAGCUACUGCACUCGCAGAACACCGCUCUGAUAAACCAAAAGAAAAAACUGGAGGCAGACACUUCCCAGCUUCAGACAGAAGUCGAAGACGCUGUCCAGGAGUGCAGGAACGCGGAGGAGAAGGCCAAGAAGGCCAUCACAGAUGCCGCCAUGAUGGCGGAGGAGCUGAAGAAAGAGCAGGACACUAGCGCCCACCUGGAGCGUAUGAAGAAGAACAUGGAGCAAACCAUCAAAGACCUGCAGCACCGUCUGGAUGAAGCUGAACAAAUCGCAAUGAAGGGAGGGAAGAAACAAAUGCAGAAACUGGAGGCCAGGGUUAAGGAGCUGGAGAGUGAGGUAGAAAUGGAACAAAAGAGGAGCAGUGAAGCUGUGAAGGGAGUGCGCAAAUAUGAACGCCGUAUCAAGGAACUCACCUAUCAGACGGAGGAAGACCGCAAAAACAUUGCCCGUCUCCAAGAUUUGGUAGACAAGCUGCAACUGAAAGUUAAAGCCUACAAGAGAUCUACUGAGGAGGCUGAAGAACAGGCUAAUGUUCAUCUGGGCAAGUUCCGGAAGCUGCAGCAUGAACUGGAUGAAGCCGAAGAACGUGCUGACGUUGCAGAGUCCCAGGUCAACAAGCUGCGCGCCAAGAGCCGUGACGCCGGCUCCAAGCUGCAACAGAAAGGCUUUGAGGAGGAGUGACGUUUGCAGUCUCCAGAAAUAUCUUUGGUUUCCUGUGUGAAGUAGAUCCCCUCAAUCAUCACGAUUCACUGAUAGCUGUAGUGUCUAAUAAAAGCUCAUCAAGCAUUGCCCCCCCCUUGUAUUUGUCUCCCCCUUCCUCGCACUCUCCCCCCCCCCCCCCACCGCUCGAUACGAAAGAUGAUGAUGUAUGGCAUUAAAGAAGACAUUUCAUGGAUUUGAGGAUAUUACCAAAAG